This is a messenger RNA of Mytilus trossulus (common blue mussel), 2557 nucleotides long. RefSeq lists its product as uncharacterized. Lineage: Eukaryota; Metazoa; Mollusca; Bivalvia; Mytilida; Mytilidae. The record is from RefSeq and is a predicted model, not a curated record. The transcript is spliced from 3 exons. Bases 86 to 2557 code for a protein of 823 amino acids.
UUACAUCAUUAAAACCACUAAGAUUUUGAAUGAAGUUUUAAAUGUGUUGGUGCCAGGACAAGAAACUGAUGUAUUGCAGGCAAUAAUGAAAUGUAAUAAACAGAAAGAAGAAAGGUUGUUGAAUAUAAUUUCUGCUGCCUAUAUUGGAUGUGAAGACUGGGGUUCACAGCGUCAAAUCCUAUCCAUAGUAGCUCACCAGGUGUCUUACAGCGAAUUGCAUGCUUUGAUACCAGAUUUAUCACGUUACAAAUAUGGUGCAGCAAGGAAACAUGCCUUAUCUGUAGGAUCUGGUCAAAAAGUUCCAGCAACUGAAAUAACACAUGAAGGCAUCACAACUGAACAGAUAAAUCAUUUCUUAGACUUUAUUAUGAGUCCAGCUAUUAUUACAGACAUACCCUUUGGCGAAUCUAAUCUUAAGCUUUCUAAUGGAGAAAUCAUCAGUGUGCCUAAAAUCAUCCUUAACAGCGUAAGAACCCGUGUGGUUCAGCAGUAUUUUAGCUACUGUGAAGAAAUUAAUUUUGAGGAAAAAGGAAGUUUAAGUUCUUACAUGAGAAUUCUUCAUGCCAUAGGACCUAACGUAAGAAAAUGUAUGAAAGGAUUAGACAACUAUGCUGCAGAUGGCGCCAAAGCAAUAGAGAGUCUGCAGAAAAUAGCUGACUUGUUUGGAAGAUUGGAUAAAGGGAAGGAAUGGCAGGAUAAAAUGUGCAAGCUGCUAACAUCGUCUAAGCAGUAUCUUAAAUUGGAGUACAAGACUCAUGUUGUAAAGGAAUCAGAGGUAGCUGAUCAUUGCUGCACAUUUGCACUAUCUGAUGGGACCAAAGACUACACUUCCAGUUGCAGCCAUUUACAUCAAAAUUCUUGUAACCAAUGUGAAGAACUGGACACUGUUCUUGAAUGCUUAAUGGGUGUCUCAAAGACCAUAACUUAUGACAAUGAUGAUCAAAGAGAUGAUACAAUGUAUACUAUUUCAGAGAGUGUCAGAGCUGUUCAUGAAUGGAAAAAACAUAUUCUUCGCUCUGUAAAUCAGGAUAUUGCUCGUAAAUCUGUCCUAGAAAAUCUGAAAGAAGACGAAAUGUUAGUUGAACGUGAUUGGGCCAUGAAGUUUAUUCCAAUGCAAUACAGAGAAUCUCAAUCUAAUUGGUUCGGUAAACGGGGACUCAAUUGGCAUGUUAGUGUUGCAACUUUCAAAUACAGGCAGGCCUUGACAAUGCAUACUGUUAUUCACAUCUUUGACAGUGCACCCCAAGAUGCUGAGACAUCAAAUGCUGUUCUUGGGAACAGUUUAGAGAUUUUUCAUCAAAUUAAUCCUUGCCUGACAAAUGCCUACAUUCGAUCUGAUAAUGCUGGAUGUUUUCAUGGAGCAGCAUCUGUAUGUGCCAUGCCAUUUCUUUCAUCCAUUGUUCAAUGUAAAAGAAUGGAUUUUGCAGACCCUCAAGGUGGAAAGUCCAUCUGUGACAGAAAAGCUGCCCAUGUCAAAUCAUACAUCAGACGAUACGUCAAUGAGGGCAAUGAUGUAUGUACAGCAAUGGAUUUUAAAAAUGCAUUAAUGAAAUCAAACAUAAAGAAAGUGUCUGUGGUUGUUGCACUUCAACCUCCUAAAUCUGACAGCAAGAAGAAAGAACCUACUGUUUUUAAACUGCCAAAGAUCACAACUGUAAAUAACUUUUCGUUCAAAAAUGGUGGAGUGCAAGUUUGGAGGCAGUAUGGAAUAGGACAAGGCUGUCAUAUUCCUGCUGUUGAUAUGGCAACUACUAGGGAUCUACCAGAACUAACCAUUAUUGAAACUUAUCUAAAUCAACAGACAGAAACAGAUGUCAGACAGACAGAAACAGAAGUCGGACAGACAGAAACAGAAGUUAGACAAGCAGGAAUCAUAGAAGCUGAAGUCCCUCUUCAGGAACCUGAAACACAAGAAAAUGAAAUUGAAGUUGAAUCUUUAGUCAAUGACAGCACUGUAACUACAGGUGACAAACCAAAUGAUGAUGUUGAUUCUGUCACAGAAGAAGAAAUGUCUAAAUUGUUUUCUUGUCAUGAAUGUACAAAAACAUUUAGCAAAUAUGGUAAUCUGUUGCGUCAUCUGGAUAUUGGAAAGCAUAGUGUAAAAAAGGAAAAUAAGAAACUUUCUGACAAAUCAAAGAUUGAAUAUUCCAGGCAUAUGGAAAAGGUCAAUACUGUAACUGUUAAUUCAAAUAACUUUUCUUCUGGUAAUUCUAACAGUGAUCUUACACAGGGAUGGGCAUUAAAGAUAAGGAGAACAGUCAAAAGGUUUACCCAGGACCAAAAGAAGUAUCUUCAAGAAAAGUUUGACAGAGGUGAAAAAACUGGACAGAAGUUUGAUCCGGAUGAAGUAUCCCAGGAUAUGAGAAUGGUAAGAACAACAAGUGGACGAAAACGUUUUUCCCAAGAAGAGUUCCUAUCGACAACACAGAUAGCUAGUUACUUUAGUCGUCUUGUAUUAAAUAAACGCAAAUUAUACAAUCCUUUGUAUACAGCAGAUGAUGAACAAGCAGAAACAGCUGAAGCAGAAUUUAUAGAACUGAAUUUAGUAGCAGCUUAA